Messenger RNA from Teleopsis dalmanni, 950 nucleotides. RefSeq lists its product as uncharacterized. The transcript has 4 exons. Gene Ontology annotation, molecular function: transmembrane monodehydroascorbate reductase activity. The record is from RefSeq and is a predicted model, not a curated record. NCBI's taxonomy places the organism in Eukaryota, Metazoa, Arthropoda, Insecta, Diptera, Diopsidae. Bases 222 to 950 code for a protein of 242 amino acids.
AAGUUUCCAGUCAGUCGUGCGUUAAUCUCCAAGCAGCUAACACGCUAAUUUGUCGGCGUGCAUAGCAACAAUUUUAAUUUAUUUUUUAAAAAUUUUCUGUGAUAUUAUUUAAGUUAAAAAUAUUCGGUGAAUAUAUUUAAUAAAACUACGAACAAAAAUAUUCGUGAAGUCAAUAGUUCCAACUACAAUAAGCCACUGAUUUAAACAACAAAAAAGUAACUAUGUCACAACAAAGCUGUUCCAUACUCGAUGAUAUCGAUUCCUGCAAAGAAAUACCAGUUGUAAGCAGUCUGCAUCCCGCGUUUCAAAAUUAUGUAGCAACAUUUAAUCUACUUGGUUCUACGUUGAACCUUAUAGAUCAUCUACUCAUUGUCAUGGUCACAAUAGCCAUGUCUUUGGUUUGUUUCAAAUUAAAAUUAGAGAAAACUGCCUUUCAUGCAUUUGUUUGUACUUUCGGGUUCGUUCUGCUGUUGGCUGAGGGUAUGAUGGUACGCUAUAAUGGUAAUAUUCUAUUGCGGUCUUUGCAUCCUGACACAAAAACAACACUGCAUUAUGUUUUACAAUUAACUGGUGGGUUGUUGGGCAUAUUGGGAACUCUUCAAAAAGUUUAUGGAAAGAAGAAACAUUUUAAAUCACUUCAUGGAAAGUUAGGUUUAGCGGCCUGCCUCUUUUGUACUGUAAAUUUUCUAGCUGGCACCUUAGCGCUUUAUUCAACCGAUUAUCGUUCCUACAUAUCGCCGUUAGUGAACAAAAUUAUACAUAACGGCCUGGGUCUUAUAACAUUUCUUAUAGUUAUGUUAGCCCAACUAACGGGCUAUAAUACUGGCUUCUUCCGACGUAAUUUUGUAAAUAUUAAGUUAUAUAAAUUUGUAACAUUUGUGAUUUUAGUUUUAAGUGCAAUAGGCCCAGUACGUAUUUUUUUUAAAAAUUACCGUAAAUUGUAUGCUUAA